AAGUGUGCUUAGCGGUCCAGCAGCUCCAAUGCUACUCCAUACGUUCACUUGCGAACACUUACUAUGACUAUGACAGCUUAGAAGGGCCAUGCGUCGUAGCUCGUAAAACUGUACAGAGAGCUACUCGGUACUAUCCUCAAUGCCAGUCAGUCGGCUGUGGCCUCCUCGCACCAACCGAUGAUGAUGUUGAUGGUGAUGACGACACGCAGACACGCUAGCUGGUCCAUGGUGGUACUCCGAACAGUGCCGGGGAAACCAGAGGCCGGGAAAUGUAUCAUGGGAGUCAGUCCGCUAGUCUUUCGUCCACACCAUACCCCAUACCGCCGGCCACGGCCAACCUCAUACUCGAAACCCGAAGAACGGGCAAGGAGAAAGAGGUGCAGGGAGGAAGAGAGAGAGAGAGAACAGAAUUAGGAAUGAAGGAGGAGAAGAUGAUGGUGGAGAAGAAGACGAGCUAAAAUCGAGGAGAAGACUUGCUAUCCACUCGCUUGGGUGGGAGCUGGUGGGGCUAGCUAGGGAGUGAGGAACGAAAGAACGUCCUACCCAACCGCCCACCCAUCCACCAAUCUAGCAACCUAUGGACCCUGUGGACCGACAGACAGAACACGAUGUUCACUCUCAGUGACUGGGUGACUUGGUGUUUGAGCUGGCGACCGACCGACCGACCGACCGAACAGAUGAACGAACGAACGAACUAACGAACGAUAGAGAGAACGAAAGAGGAACGCCGACGCCAAGAGCAUAACGACGAGAAGGGACAGAGACAACUUCUGUAACUUUGGAGGAGACAGUUAGUAGAGAUCUGGUUUCAGUGCUUGUCAUACACGAACUCCGGAGUUCUGAUUUUGAAUGUGAAAUAACAAGUUAGAUCCAACAACAACAACAACAACAACAGCAGCAUCAGCAACAAUCAUAACAAGCAUCCAAGUUGACAUGUUGGUCUAGGGAGACACCCUCCUCUUCAUCGCAAAUAUUUGAUCAAGCCAAAAUUAUGGAUGACUACAUGACUGACUUCUUUGACAGCCCCAACAUGAUCGCCUCAAAUUGUUCCAACUCAAAUAUGAGAGGUGGACAGAUUUCUAACCGAGGUUCAAUUGAAGCUUUGAAUUCCAAGGGAUCAACCAAGGCAUUAUUGGGCGAGCGCCUUCGGAAUAACCUAACAGCAGAAAAGCGUAAGCUCGAUGAUUACGGGGUUCCCAAUAAUGGGAUGUCCGAGGCCAAGUCCCAGAAGUUGGACCCUAUCGACGAAAUGCUUUGUUUCGGCCCUAGCAAAAGCAACGGGUUUGGGAUGGAGACAUCGGGGACAGGGCAAAAGCAUCCUGGAAUUUUAGAGCAGGUGCUCAUGGAGAAAAAAACUACCCUUGUUAACAACAACAUCCAUGGCAACAACCACGUUGGAAGGCCGGGUUACAACGUGACCGGAGAUCAAGUGAUUCCAAUGAACCAAUCUGACGAUUUGGGUAGAUCUAUGCCGUACUCUAAAGUUCCGAACAACCGUGUACGAAAGGGUCCCAAUAACGGGUUCCAAAACAAUCAUAGUAACCCAAUACACAAUGGAGCUAUCAUGCCCGCCAACGGUCAGGAAUACCUUGAUUCAUCUGCCAUUAUGAGUCCUGGUGUUAACAGCUGGAAAAGCCGCCCAGUCCACCCUGGUCGACCUCAGAGCUAUCCCAACGGAACGCCCAUGGCCAUGCAGUAUGGUGGUAAUCCAUUUGGCACCCAAGAGUCCAUGGGCAUGUUCCAAGAUCAACAGCAUCAUAUAUGGUCAAACGGUCCAGAAGCAUCUCCAUCUAAUCAAUUUGCAGGAGGGUUGGACAAUCGAGGACAACAUUUGCAAUUACAACAACAGCAACAGCAGCAGCAACAACAACAACAACAACAACAACAACCUCCACCCCCCUACCAAAGAUCGCCCAUGCGAAUGAUGGGAAGGAGUCCCGUUGUCCCCCAACAGCAAAUGUCACCUAUGGGCUACCCUGUCAGCAACGGUGGCGGAUCCGAAUUUGUUAAUGGUGGGCCGAGAUCUUUCCCCCAGAAUCGUGGAAACAUUUACGGGCCUAAUGGGAACAACGACUUCAUGGCUCGUGGUAAUGGAGGAACAAUGAGUUUCGUCAGUGGACCAAUGAUAAGCCCAGAUCAUGGAGCUGGACCAAUGAUGGCCGUGUCAAAUGGGCCGUCUUCAUAUAUGAGCUAUGACAAUUCACCAGUCAUGAUGACAAAUGGACCAAUCCAAAGAUCUCAGCCUCAGCCUCGAUACCAGCACGAAAUGGGCCAAACGAGGCUUGGGGCUCGAUCCAAUUCCCUUCAUUCUCCUUCGACGAGGCUACCACAAGGUUCGCCAAAUCUUAUGGCGUCCGACCAUUCUUCUUUGGGUGGAAUUCACAUUGGAAACGAUCAGUCUUACAGUGGGGUGGGUAAUGGGAUCAACGAGUGCUAUCCACCCACUUCCAUGGGAUCAAACGUGGAAGAUAGCAGCAAUCAGUCCCGAGUUCACUUUGACAUGCACAAUGUGGCUCAAAGCUACCAGAGCUCUCCUCAGGUUCCAGUGGGAGCCGCCAAUUGGAAAUCCACGAGUCAAGAAUUUCGUAGCAACUUCCUUCAACGGCUCCACGGAGCAUUGAAGAAUUUCAAUGACCCACAUUUACUUCAAAUGGCCGAUGAGGCUGAAAGGUUGGCAUUCGACCAAUGUGAUACUCAAGAUGCCUACCAAAUGCAUUUGGCGGAGUGGCUAGCCAACAUUUUUACUCAGCUUGACACUGAGACCCAUUCUAAUCAUGAGCUUGCGACUGAACAGGAGUCUCUAGGUGAGAACAACUCGGAGACUGGUUCGCAAUCUUCUCUACAAUAUAAUUUCAACACGAGUGAGACCUUGUCCGUUCGGGAACAAUCUUCUUCGUAUUCAAGCCCUUUAUCCCAACCAAGCUCGUCUCUUUGCGACAAGAAUCCAUUGCUGGCGACGCUUCUGCCUGGUGGCAACUCUGCCUCCAAUGACGAGGACACCAGUGAUGACCACCACCUCCAGGACCAACAUGGCAUCAGAGAGGACCUGGCUACAGACAACCUGUCUCCUUUAAUGGCCCCGCAGUCUUCAGAGAGUGGAGUGACCUCACCCGAUCCCAAGGCAUUUUCUUCUCCCUCUUCCAUGUCCCCUUGCUCUACGACGAUGACCAUGUCGGCCAAUACUCCGUCCUCCACCUCAAAUAGCUACUCGAUGGUGAGUUCCUCUAUUAAUGGAUUUCCUACCCCGACCAACGAUGAACAAAAGAUCAGUUCGAGGUCAGGGUUGACGGGACGGAGGCUCUCCAGUAAAGGAGGCUCAAACAACAGUCAGUUGAACAAUCCACAUUCAGUCGAUUCUGGAAUUGGUAUUGGAUCUCCACGUAGCGUUCCCUCAAACUCAUCUCCAAAGAUUCAAAUGGGGACUUCACCUAGUCUAACAGCAGUCGCUUCCGAAGGACCCCUCGACAAAUAGACCUCAUUCCAAAGAAACUGAAGAAACUUAAAGAGGAGAUGCGCCAAAUUAUCCUAUUCAAAUGCAUCAUCAAGGAUUCAUAUGACGAUUGAGUAACUGUCUGUGAGAUGUGUUUGUUUGACUCUUCAGGGACGAUAAUCAGUCACUCUGACGAGCUCAGAUCAGUCCAUCCAUCCCUUCCCCCUGUCCAAUGGAUGGUUGUGUUCGGAUGUCAGUCCACCACUCUUGAAUAGAAUACGUCUCUGAUGAAAGUAACAGGCCAUGUACUUGAUUUGAGUUAACAAUACAUAGAUGUUAAUUGAGAAUGAAACCAAACCGUCUCAGUCAAAGUCCAAAAUAUGUCGAAACGAUACCAUUUACUACAACUGCUUCUACUUCUGCUAAGACUAUUGUACUACUUCUAUGAUCACAAUUAUGAUUAUUUUUGUCAUUAUUUUUACCAUAUUUCUUCUAUGAUUAUCAAUUUAUCAUGUUUCUCAGUACUUGCACUACUACCACCACCACCACUGCUACUACUGCUCUACUACUCUACUACUUCUGAUGCUACUGCAACAGCGGCGAUUGCUGCUGAUGUUGCUACUACUACUACUAGUUUUACUAUUAAUGCUAUCAUCAUCAAUUUUGCUGCUAUUACCACCACCACCACCACCACUACUGUGAAGAUGAAGACGACGACAUAUGAUCAACUAAAAAUCUACAAGGAGUCAUACUUUAUUUUAUAAGAAAAGAAAUAAUAUGUAAAGAAAAUGUGUUGCAUAAAUCUUUUGUUUGUACAUGUGAUGAUUGGCGAAUAUUUGUCAGCACGAAGUGAUAACAAGAAAAUAUGCCUGCAUUUGUCUACUCACCUCCCUUAUCAAUUUGGUUUGAGAACCGAUUCCCGAUGAAAAAUACGGCAUGAACAAUAUUGCCCGCAAGACCAAUGGUUAGGCCAACCAAGUCCCCUGGGUUUGGCUGAAAAUCUCUUGGUAAAUUACUUCUAAUAGGGAUCCCUAUAAGAAACAUCCCAAUGCUAUUUUAACUGCAAUUCGAAACACGGGCUGUCAUCAUCAUGAAACUUAGUUUUUGGUUUAAUUCGUAAACGUUUUAACCCAUUCAUUCAUCCCAUUUUAUUAAAACAGAGCACAGCUAAUUCAAUCGCGAACACCUUGUUUCGGUUACCAAUUAGUUGUGGGAUGGCGUUUGCUUUUCUGUUCACGAGAUCGAUAUGCAUAUUUACAUAUACAAAUUUAUAUAUAUAUAUUCAUUUUAUUUUACAUAUCACAAAAUACGAUUGACAUAUUUUAUGACGAAAAUGUAUACCCAAAUAAAUACUUAUAGUUUUGAAUAAAUCACUGAACAAAUAGA
This is a messenger RNA of Tigriopus californicus, 4816 nucleotides long. RefSeq lists its product as uncharacterized. The record is from RefSeq and is a predicted model, not a curated record. The transcript is spliced from 2 exons. Lineage: Eukaryota; Metazoa; Arthropoda; Copepoda; Harpacticoida; Harpacticidae. The coding region runs from base 992 to 3472 and encodes 826 amino acids.